Alternaria alternata is the source of this 1582-nucleotide messenger RNA. RefSeq names its product oxidoreductase domain-containing protein. The transcript is spliced from 3 exons. The record is from RefSeq and is a predicted model, not a curated record. Gene Ontology annotation, molecular function: nucleotide binding. NCBI's taxonomy places the organism in Eukaryota, Fungi, Ascomycota, Dothideomycetes, Pleosporales, Pleosporaceae. The coding region runs from base 133 to 1413 and encodes 426 amino acids.
UAGAUAACGCCCCGUUACGAGUUGAUAGUAAGCAAUGGAACAUCCUGUGUUUCUGUAGACGGAGAUGUAUUUCCUCUUCUUCAGCAUCGUACCGCCAAAUCAUCACUUUUUACAUCACGCAACCGAUCGAAGAUGGGAUUUGUCGACUGGUUGAACUCCAGCGCUGAGUUUACCGAAUGGGCCGCUGGACGCAAGCCAGUACCGAAGAAUUCGGAUGCAUUACGUUUCGGUAUUUUAGGAGCUGCCAAAAUUGCUCCGAUGGCUUUGAUCAUUCCAGCGCGCUCGCAUGCAGAUGUCAUAGUCGCUGCUGUUGCAGCAAGAGACAGGACGAAAGCAGAAGCCUAUGCGAAGAGGUGGGAUGUUCCGAUUGUUCAUGAUAGCUAUGAAGCGCUGAUCAACGAUCCGUCAAUCGACUGUAUAUAUAACCCUUUGCCAAACGGAUUGCAUUAUAAAUGGACGCUCGCCGCCCUCAAGGCAGGAAAACACGUUCUACUGGAGAAACCCUCCGUCUCCAAUGCGCAAGAGGCACGCUCUCUCUUCCAUCACCAGGUUCUCAAGGCUCCAAAUGCUCCUGUACUUGUUGAAGCAAGUCACUAUCGCUUCCACCCCGCCUGGUACGUCUUUCUAGCGCAAUUCGAAAAGGCAAAUGUAGAGAAAGCAAGUGUUCGUGCGGGAGCACCGAAAGGAGCUUUCCCCGACACGGAUAUCAGAUAUGACUACGAUCUUGCUGGUGGCGCUGCAAUGGACAUAGGGCAUUACACCCUAUCCGCACUACGAGGUGUCUUCGGGGCUGAGCCUACAGAUGUCACUUCUGCAACACCUAGCUUUUUUCACCCAACACAACAUCAGCUCUGCGAUCGAGCCAUGGAAGCUACUUACACAUUCCCCAACGGCGGUAGUGGUCACGUUCUGUCCGAUCUAGGUGCUCGAGGCGGGUACUGGUUUCCGUGGCUCACAUCAAACUGGCCAAAUUUCAGUGACCUGCUUGCCUCGCUCUCUGUAACUUUGCGCUCCGAGAACCUUGAAACCACUGACAACGGUCUACACAAGUCUAGCCAAAAGUCACUUAUGUUCUGGGGCUUCAUGGGCCCGCACUCUUACCAUCGCAUCGAUAUCACCACUACGACUACUUUGCGCGAUCCCUCUUCUGGCAAGAUUGUCAAGGAAGAAAAGAAGACGGAGUACAAGAAGGCGUACAAGUGGCCGGAGGGCAUGGGUGGUGAGAAAAAGGGUGAGGACUGGUGGGUUACGUAUCGGUACAUGCUUGAGGAGUUUGUGAAUAAGGUUAAGCGGAGAGAUGGGAGUGGUGCGUGGGUUGAUGGCGAGGAGAGUAUUAAACAAAUGGAAGCCACGGAUCGAACUUACGAGAGAGCUGGUAUGUUGGUUAGACCUACUUGUAAGGAGAUGGAGUAGGUGGUGAGGAUUUUGGAGACGGAGAUGCAGUGUUGCGUCAUCAUUUCUGUAUCUGUGGUCAGAUAAGGCUACUGGAGUUUGGUAUACGAGUUCGUAUGGCAGGGAUCGGUCAUUGAGCUUACCAUACCUAGGUAGCUCUAUUGCCUAAGCAUAUGCACAUUUUAACUUG